Fraxinus pennsylvanica is the source of this 1395-nucleotide messenger RNA. Lineage: Eukaryota; Viridiplantae; Streptophyta; Magnoliopsida; Lamiales; Oleaceae. The record is from the annotation of a GenBank genome assembly.
AUGGAAGAAUCACCAAUUUCCAGAACUCAGCCCCUUUUCUCUAUUCCAGUAGAUAUAAAUCAUAAAGCCACUGAAUUCAAUCCAUUUUCAAUUUCUUCUCCCCACAUGAAAGCUUUUCAUCUUGCAUGGUUUUCACUUUUUUCAUGCUUUUUUUCCACUUUUUCCAUCCCUCCACUCCUUCCCAUAAUCCGGGAAGACCUUCAUCUCUCCCAAUCCGAUGUCGGAAAUGCUGCCGUCGCAUCCUUCGCAGGUUCCAUCUUCUCUCGACUCGUAAUGGGCCCCGCAUGCGACCUCAUGGGCCCACGUAUCGCCUCGGCCACCCUCUCCCUCAUCACUGCACCAAUAGUACUGUCAACCUCCUUCAUUUCAUCGCCUCAGGCAUUUAUUCUCAUCCGAUUUCUCAUUGGCUUUUGUUUAGCAAAUUUUGUAGCAAAUCAGUUUUGGAUGAGCUCCAUGUUUUCGGGUCGGGUUGUCGGAAUCGCCAACGGGUUUGCUGCUGGUUGGGCUAAUGUUGGGUCCGGAGUCACACAGCUUUUAAUGCCCUUAAUAUAUUCUUUCUUCUUUAAAACCCUAAAUUUGUCUUCUUCUACUGCAUGGCGUGUUGCAUUUAUUUUUCCAGCAGUUUUCCAGGUAAUAACUGCAAUAAUGGUUCUCGCAUUUGGACAGGAUUUACCAGAUGGAAAUUAUAAACAUGUUAAGAAAAACAAGACCUCGGCUGAUCAUAAUAACAACGCUUUUAGUAUUCUCUUUAAUGGACUAAAGAAUUACAGAGGGUGGAUUCUAGGAAUCAUAUACGGGUUUUGCUUUGGAGUUGAAUUAACAACUGAUAAUAUCAUUGCACAAUAUUUUUACGACAGAUUUAGUUUGGAUAUUGAGACGGCCGGAGUUAUUGCGGCCAGCUUCGGGUUUGCGAAUAUCGUGUCGAGGCCGGCUGGUGGGGUGGUUUCUGACGAGAUGGGACGGAGGUUUGGGAUGAGAGGGCGGUUGUGGAGUUUGUGGGUGGUGCAAAUGGUGGCCGGGUUGCUGUGUUAUUUUCUUGGUCGAAUGAACUCGCUUUGGGGAUCAAUUUUGGUAAUGUGUUGCUUCUCUUUGUUUGUACAAGCUGCUUCUGGACUCACGUUUGGCGUAGUCCCUUUCGUUUCCAACAGGUCUCUGGGUGUAAUAUCAGGCAUGACAGGGAGUGGAGGGACAUUGGGUGCAGUUGUGACCCAACUCUUAUUAUUUUCAGGUGGUGGCUCUAAGAUUUCAACUGAGAAAGGGAUAUCCAUAAUGGGGUUGAUGAUGCUCAUUUGCUCUACUUCGCUCACUCUAAUUUACUUUCCCAAAUAUGGUGGAAUGUUUUGUGGGCCUUCUAAACAAAAUCAUGAUCCAUCUCAUUAUCACUUGCUUGCAUAA